AUGGACCCCAAACCCCUCCCGCACCUGCAAACCUACACGGCCGAAACCCACGCCGACCGCACCGCCGCCCUCCGCCUCGUCGCCGACAGCAUCGCUCAGCAGCGCCAAACGGCCGCCAAAGCACUCAUCACCCACCCGCUCAAUCUAUCCGUGUACCUCGCCGCCGUGGCCAUCGUGGCGAAAUCCCUCUGGCGCACCCAGGACGACUUGUUCCUUUUGCUCACCACCCUCGCGGGCCUGACGUCCAUCUACCUCGUCGCCAUCCGCUUCGCCGUCGGCGGCUAUCUCGCGCUGGCGGAGCAAAUUGGGUGGGACUGGUUGGGCGAGGACCGCGUGUUGGUGGUUAAGUGGGGGGAGGAGAUCAUCGGGGCGGUGGUGCUGGGGUGGGCGGAUAAUAGCGAGGGGGCGAGGAAGAGGGGGACGAGGAGGAGGAGGGGGAAGGCGGUCGUUAGGGCUUGGACGGUCAAGCUCAAGUAUAGGGGUAAAGGGGUUGGGGAGGCCUUACUGGAGGAGGCAGUGAAGGUUGCGGGGGAGAGGGGUGCGGAUGGGAUUGUCUGGGAUGGUGAGCAUGCUAAUUCGAAGCGUAUCCUGCCUUGGAUCUAUAACGGGUUCCUCGACAAGCAGGAGCGCCGUGCAGAGAAGAAGCUGGAGAAAGUUGCUGAUGAGAAAGGGAAUUUCAGGCAGAGGCGGUCGUCGCCGACGUGGGGGAGUCGUUGA
Westerdykella ornata is the source of this 717-nucleotide messenger RNA. Its product is annotated as acetyltransferas-like protein. Lineage: Eukaryota; Fungi; Ascomycota; Dothideomycetes; Pleosporales; Sporormiaceae. The coding region runs from base 1 to 717 and encodes 238 amino acids. The record is from RefSeq and is a predicted model, not a curated record. The transcript is spliced from 2 exons. Gene Ontology annotation, molecular function: acyltransferase activity, transferring groups other than amino-acyl groups.